Messenger RNA from Pogona vitticeps (central bearded dragon), 1990 nucleotides. The record is from RefSeq and is a predicted model, not a curated record. Lineage: Eukaryota; Metazoa; Chordata; Lepidosauria; Squamata; Agamidae.
GAGAGCAAGGGAGGGCGGGAGCAAGGAGGCGGAGGCGCCGGUGUCUCCGCCGCAGCAGCCAGUCCCCGGCCGGCGAAGCCGUUACUUGAUCUGCUUCCUGGGGCUUGCUUUCGUUUUUCCCGGGGUCGCCGCGCUUCCUCGCCAGCGCGCCUCGGAGGCACCGUCCCGGCCAGCGAUCCUGAUCUGGUGGGAGGGUAAAGCCAGAACGAGGGACGCAAGGAAGCCGCCCUUUCCCCGCUACACCUGGGGAGGACAGCGCAGGUGAGCAGCGCCGCCCGCCCUGCGGUCCAGGAUGCUGGGGACGAUGAUCCGCGGGAGUCUCCUUCGGAGGAUCGGGACCACGUCCCGGCCACGCCCGGUGUUCAGGAUCCCCCGAAGCCGGCGCGCCUUCCAUUCAGGAGACACCUACCCUUCCCCUUCUAAAGGCGCCGGGAUCAAAAAGAGGGGCUAUGACGUCACGAGGAACCCCCAUCUCAACAAGGGAAUGGCUUUUACCCUUGAAGAGAGGCUGCAGUUGGGAAUCCACGGCCUGCUUCCUCCUUGCUUCUUGAGCCAAGACGUUCAAGUUCUCCGUGUCCUCAGAAGCUAUGAGACCAAAUCCAAUGAUCUAGACAAAUAUAUCAUCUUGAUGACCCUUCAAGACCGAAACGAGAAGCUCUUCUACCGAGUUCUCACAUCAGACAUUGAGAGAUUCAUGCCAAUCGUGUACACUCCUACCGUUGGUCUGGCCUGUCAACAGUAUGGGCUAGCUUUCAGGAGACCUCGUGGGCUGUUCAUUACCAUUCAUGACAAAGGACAUAUUGCAACGAUGCUGAAUUCAUGGCCUGAAGAAAACAUUAAGGCUAUUGUGGUGACCGACGGAGAGAGAAUUCUGGGUCUGGGAGAUCUAGGUAGUUAUGGCAUGGGUAUCCCAGUCGGGAAACUUGCUCUCUACACGGCUUGCGGUGGCGUCCACCCGCAGCAGUGCCUGCCUGUCCUUCUUGAUGUUGGCACAGACAAUGAGGCCCUUCUGAAUGAUCCGCUCUACAUUGGCCUGAAGCACAAGAGGGUUCGUGGGAAGCCAUACGAUGACCUACUUGAUGAAUUUAUGCAAGCCGUCGCGAACAAGUAUGGAAUGAAUUGCCUCAUUCAGUUUGAAGACUUUGCCAAUGCAAACGCCUUCCGUCUUCUCAACAAAUACCGCAACAAAUACUGUACAUUCAACGAUGACAUUCAGGGAACUGCUUCCGUAGCAGUAGCUGGAAUUCUUGCUGCCUUAAGGAUCACAAAGAACAAGCUUUCUGACCACAAGUUUGUCUUCCAAGGAGCUGGAGAGGUGAGGGAAGGCCAACAAAAAUCACAGUGUCCCAUUCUUUUACUCCCUCCUGAGAUUCGCGCGGCCCCUACGCUGGGUACAUUCAAAACUCAACUGAAAACAUGGCUGUAUGUCAAGGGCAGGAGCCACCUGAAUCAUGAAAAGGACAUGUUCGCUCAUGAUCAUCCCAGUGUGAAAACCCUGGAGGACGUGGUGCGGACUGUAAAACCAACAGCCAUCAUUGGUGUGGCUGCUGUGGCUGGAGCCUUCAGCGAUCAGAUUUUGAAGGACAUGGGGACCUUCAACGAGAGGCCCAUCGUGUUUGCCCUCAGUAACCCCACAAGCAAAGCAGAGUGCACAGCUGAGCAGUGCUACCGCUUGACAGAGGGGCGAGGGAUCUUUGCCAGCGGCAGCCCGUUUCCCAAGGUGACCCUGCCCAACGGACAGACCUUCUUCCCCGGCCAAGGGAACAACGCUUACAUUUUCCCAGGAGUGGCUCUGGGAGUUAUCGCCUGCGGAGUUCGCCACAUUUCUGAGGACAUCUUUCUUACCACAGCAGAGUCAAUUGCAGCCGAAGUGACAGAUAAGAACCUUGCGGAAGGAAGGCUGUAUCCCCCUCUGAGCUCCAUUCGAGAUGUCUCCUUUAAAAUUGCUGUCAAAGUAAGUGGCCUCAUGUGUUGAUUCUGGUGAGAAGGG